Molecule: messenger RNA, 2579 nt
Organism: Anas platyrhynchos (mallard)
Lineage: Eukaryota; Metazoa; Chordata; Aves; Anseriformes; Anatidae
Source: RefSeq, a predicted model, not a curated record
GAAGGACGGGGUACCAUGUACCAGGGCCCCGCGCGCUGCCUGUGCCCGCUGCUGCGCCGCGCCGCCACCGCCAGCACCGCGCCGCCACCGCCCCGCGCAGGUGGCACCGGGGAGGGGGGCAGCGGGGCGGGCACCGCGACCUUGCGGGGGGCCCGGCGGGCGCCUCACGGCUUCUCCUCCUCCUUAGGGUGCCCCAUGGGGGGCGGCGGCAGCCGGCUGUACGGCGCGCUGGCACAGACGCUGAGCAGCACCAGCGCGCCCCGGGAGCGCCGCGGGCAGCCCGAGGCGGAGCCGGAGCCCCUGGAGGCGCGGGAGCUGCUGGCCCAGUGCCGCCUGGUGCUGCGCCGCCGCCCGCCGCGCUGCCGCCGCCGCUUCGUGGACCUGCGGCAGGGAGCGGCCGGCGGCCCCCGCCCCAUCCGCGUGAUGCAGUGGAACAUCCUCGCACAAGCCCUCGGGGAAGGCAAGGACAACUUCGUGCAGUGCCCCAUGGAGGCCCUGAAGUGGGAGGAGAGGAAGUGCCUCAUCCUGGAGGAGAUCCUGGCCUACCAGCCCGACAUCCUCUGCCUGCAGGAGGUCGACCACUACUUCGACACCUUCCAGCCGCUGCUCAGCCGCCUGGGCUACCAGGGCACCUUCUUCCCCAAGCCGUGGUCGCCGUGCCUGGACGUGGAGCGGAACAACGGGCCCGACGGCUGCGCCCUCUUCUUCCUCAAGGACCGCUUCGAGCUGAUCAACAGCGCCAACAUCCGCCUCACCGCCAUGAAGCUGAAGACCAACCAGGUGGCCAUCGCCCAGACGCUGAAGUGCCACGAGACCGGCCGGCUCUUCUGCAUCGCCGUCACACACCUGAAGGCCCGCACGGGCUGGGAGAGGUUCCGCUCGGCGCAGGGCUGUGACCUGCUCCAGAACCUGAAGAGCAUCACCCAGGGGGCAAAGAUCCCGCUGAUCGUCUGCGGGGACUUCAACGCGGAGCCGACCGAGGAGGUCUACAGGGAGUUUUCCAACUCCAGCCUCAACUUGAACAGCGCGUACAAGCUGCUGAGCCCCGACGGGCAGUCGGAGCCACCGUACACCACCUGGAAGAUCCGGCCCUCGGGAGAGUGCCGGCACACGCUGGAUUAUAUCUGGUAUUCCCAGCACGCCUUGAACGUGAACUCAGCCCUGGGCUUGCUGACUGAAGAGCAAAUUGGGCCCAACAGGCUGCCCUCGUUCAAUUACCCUUCAGAUCACAUGUCCCUGGUGUGUGACUUUAGUUUUAACCAAGACCCCGACAGACUCCUAUAACUUGUUGGAAUGCCACCCGGUAUUGCAGUGUCUUAAUUCACUACUGUUUUAUUUUACUGAGACCUUUGGAAGCUGUUAAAGAUGAGGAAGUACUGUUGACUAAGCAUUCUCUCAGGCACUUGUUUGGAGUUACGCUUGCCCUUCAGAGCUUAUUCAUCUGUAGCCUCUGAGGGAGGAAGAGAGGAGUCUGUGUUCUCGACUGGUGGUGGUGGUGGUCUUGCUGUAUUAGGGUGUGAAAACUGGAAGGGAAACGAGUUUUAUCCUUUCACUAACCCCUGUGUCUAAGGAUGUAAUCCUCUAAUGAAUGCGGAGGCCUGAGUAUUUAAAUUAAAGCACUUGUGUUUGUAAAACAACUUGCCCUGGCAGCAUGCUAAUUUUGUUUAUGUUAGGCUUGUGCCAGUACCAAAGGGAACAAGGCUCGACUUCUCAGUCAGAUUCUCCGACCUCUCUCUGUUGCAGUACAAAGGAAGGUUAAUGCAGUUCAGACAUGAACAAAUCUGAGAGCCUAUUAGUGUAGUCUGCUAAUUUUUACAUGACUUAAGAUAAAGAUUGUAUUCAAAGUGAAUAGACAGCACAGUGUAAGGGAGGCCCCCUCGGGCAGGAGCAAGUGAGGAGGCAGAGGCUCACUGCUGGGUGUCACACAGUGAUAGCCUCGCCUGCCCAAACGAGCACGCGUGUGUCCCUGACACACACAGGGCCUGUAGCUAAACACAGUAACUGGCACCUUUGUCCCUUCGGUACUUCCCUCCAGAGGGCAUGCCUAACCACAGAGUAUUUUCUCAUCUGCUUCAAGCAUUACUUUUCUAAAUGGUUUAAAGUUGUCUCGUUAACUUUGCAGUUUCAGUAAAGGGCCAAUCUCUGUGUUGAAAGACUUCUUUUAUUUAUCUUCAGAAUCUAAGGCUACACUGGAACCUUAUUAGAAGAUAAAACCUAUUUAUUGAGGGAAUUUGGUGAUCCUGUACCUGACCUGAAAUCAUACAGCGGCAGCCUUCAGGAGCACGCACAGAUCCUUUCUCUGGCCCAGUGCCCAGGCCGUGACAGAGGUGGGGUUGUGUGGUAACUCUUGUGCGUGGCGUGGUGCUCAGUGGUAUGAUGUGGGUAUUGCGUAGAUGGAUUGCAAAUAUGCCUCUGUGCCAGAAAAGGGCAGAAAAGGUAGAAGAGAGACCAAUAGCUGGAGUUGGGCUGACGCUUAGAUAGCUUGGAGAGACAAGGCAGAGCAAAUAAAGCGGUACUUCCAUGUAAAGUAAAGACUUAAAUGUUCUGGGUGUUUGUUAAUAAAAUUCCAUGGAAAAAAA